AUGUCAGCUUUGCAGACUAUCACCUCCACUUCCAUCAUUUUCCUGCUCACUGGUGUUCCUGGGCUGGAAGCCUUCCACACCUGGAUCUCCAUUCCCUUCUGCUUCCUCUAUGUAACUGCUCUUUUGGGAAACAGCCUGAUCCUCUUCGCUAUCAUCACUCAGCCCAGCCUCCAUGAACCCAUGUACUAUUUCCUCUCCAUGCUGUCUACCACUGGCCUUGGCCUAUCCAUAUCCACUCUGGUCACCAUGCUGGGUAUAUUCUGGUUCAAUGUGAGGGAAAUCAGCUUUAAUGCCUGCCUGUCCCAGAUGUUCUUUAUUAAAUUCUUCACUGUCAUGGAAUCCUCGGUGCUGUUGUACAUGGCUUUUGAUCGUUUUAUGGCCAUCUCUAAUCCCCUUAGGUAUGCCAUAAUUUUAACUGACUCCAGAAUAGCUCAAAUUGGAGUGGCAAGUGUCAUCGGGGGGAUCCUAAUGCUGACACCAAUGGUAGCACUUCUUAUAAGACUUUCCUACUGCUACAGCCACGUACUCCACCACUCCUACUGCUACCACCCUGACAUGAUGAAGCUGUCAUGCACAGACACCAGAAUCAACAAUGCAGUUGGGUUGACUGCCAUGUUCCCUACUGUUGGUGUAGACUCAGUUCUCCUCCUCCUUUCUUAUGUUUUGAUCAUUAGGACUGUCCUUAGCAUUGCUUCCCCAGAAGAGAGGAAGAAAAUCUUCAGCACAUGUGUCUCCCACAUUGUGGCUGUUGCUAUAGAUUACAUUCCAUUGAUCAGCCUGUCCUUUGUUCACAGAUUUGGGAAACAAGCCCCAGCCUAUGUACAUACUAUGAUUGCUAACACCUACCUGCUGAUUCCCCCUGUAACGAACCCCAUCAUCUACAGUGUGAAAACCAAACAGGUAUGUAGAGCUGUGAUAAAAAUUCUCCAUUCCAAAGAAACAUAG
Messenger RNA from Mandrillus leucophaeus (drill), 945 nucleotides. Its product is annotated as olfactory receptor 51F2-like. The coding region runs from base 1 to 945 and encodes 314 amino acids. The record is from RefSeq and is a predicted model, not a curated record. Gene Ontology annotation, cellular component: membrane. NCBI's taxonomy places the organism in Eukaryota, Metazoa, Chordata, Mammalia, Primates, Cercopithecidae. Gene Ontology annotation, biological process: G protein-coupled receptor signaling pathway. The transcript has a single exon. Gene Ontology annotation, molecular function: olfactory receptor activity; G protein-coupled receptor activity.